GCCGCCGCCGCCGCCGCCGCGCGAGGAGCCAGGAUGGUCCUGGUCCACGUCGGCUAUCUCGUGCUUCCAGUGUUUGGCUCUGUGCGAAACAGAGGUGCCCCCUUUCAAAGGUCUCAGCAUCCUCACGCUACCUCCUGCCGCCACUUCCACCUGGGCCCCCCGCAGCCGCAGCAGCUGGCCCCCGACUUCCCCCUGGCCCAUCCCGUGCAGUCGCAGCCGGGCCUCAGCGCCCACAUGGCCCCGGCCCACCAGCACAGUGGCACCCUGCACCAGUCGCUGACUCCGCUGCCCACCCUGCAGUUCCAGGACGUCACAGGUCCCUCCUUCCUACCUCAGGCCCUGCACCAGCAAUACCUCCUGCAGCAGCAGCUCCUGGAAGCCCAGCACCGCAGGCUCGUCUCACACCCGAGGCGGAGUCAGGAGCGUGUGUCUGUCCACCCCCAUCGCCUCCACCCCAGCUUCGACUUUGGCCACCAACUCCAGACGCCUCAGCCCAGGUACUUGGCUGAGGGUACUGACUGGGAUCUCAGCGUGGACGCCGGCUUGAGCCCUGCCCAGUUCCAGGUGCGGCCCAUCCCCCAGCACUAUCAGCAUUACCUAGCGACUCCUCGAAUGCACCACUUUCCCAGAAACUCCUCCUCCACGCAGAUGGUCGUCCAUGAAAUCCGAAACUACCCUUACCCUCAGCUUCACUUCCUUGCUCUCCAGGGACUGAACCCCAGCAGACACACCUCUGCAGUGCGGGAGAGCUACGAGGAGCUGCUGCAACUUGAGGACAGGUUGGGAAAUGUGACCCGGGGAGCCGUACAGAACACCAUCGAGAGGUUCACCUUCCCCCACAAAUACAAGAAGCGAAGACCCCAGGAUGGCAAAGGCAAGAAGGAAGAGGGGGAGGAGUCAGACACAGAUGAGAAAUGCACAAUUUGUCUGUCUAUGCUGGAAGAUGGAGAAGAUGUGAGGCGCCUCCCCUGUAUGCAUCUCUUCCACCAACUGUGUGUGGACCAGUGGCUCGCCAUGAGCAAGAAAUGUCCCAUCUGCCGAGUGGACAUUGAGACACAACUGGGAGCUGACAGCUGAGGGAGGAACUAGCCAGUGGACACCCCAUUUUCCUUCACCAGGUCCCCCCCACGGCCAUAGCCCUUGCAGCCAAACUUUGCCUUCUGAGCCAUUUGA
Suricata suricatta (meerkat) is the source of this 1173-nucleotide messenger RNA. It is a transcript of the gene ARK2C, whose product is annotated as ring finger protein 165. Gene Ontology annotation, molecular function: zinc ion binding; ubiquitin protein ligase activity. Bases 34 to 1077 code for a protein of 347 amino acids. Gene Ontology annotation, biological process: motor neuron axon guidance; positive regulation of BMP signaling pathway. NCBI's taxonomy places the organism in Eukaryota, Metazoa, Chordata, Mammalia, Carnivora, Herpestidae. The record is from RefSeq and is a predicted model, not a curated record. The transcript has 8 exons.